Molecule: messenger RNA, 966 nt
Organism: Medioppia subpectinata
Lineage: Eukaryota; Metazoa; Arthropoda; Arachnida; Sarcoptiformes; Oppiidae
Source: the annotation of a GenBank genome assembly
AUGAAGUGUAGGUUUGAUGACAAUUGCCAUAUCAAUGAAAUCACACGAAGACUAUGCAAAAAAUGUCGACUCAAGAAGUGUUUCGCUGUCGGUAUGAAAAAGGAAUGGAUACUCAAUGACGAGCAGAAAAAGAUGAGAAACAAUCGGAUCGAAGAGAAUCGGAAACGAAAGCAAAGUAAUCACAAGAAUUCAUUAAAUGGUGACCAGAAUUCACCACAAACUGAGACCAAUUCCUGUGACAGCAAUACUAAUGACAAUAAAAUCAAUGAAAAUGUCUUGAAAACUGGUGCUAACCUUAAUCUACAACCGACUCAUGAAUGCAAUGAAACUAUUGAUACAAUUAGUGACAAAAGUAUUAUUUGUGACAACAAACAACUCGAUAAAAAUAUUACCACAAACUCCAGUCAAUAUAAUGUCAUAUCUAAUACCUCGAGUAAUUGCCCAAUAAUUACCCUGGAUGAUUCUUCAUCUGAUACAACCCAUGAUAAGUCCAACACUCGUUGUAUGGCUAUUGACGUUAUGGACUACAAGUCUGUGGAGAGAAUCAACAGUUUAUACAGUUUUAAUCCGUUUGAAUGCAAACUAAUCACUGAAUUGUUUGACCGGCGAUUGCUAUCGGAUUAUCCGAUCGCCAGCCGGGACUCAAUGCCCGCAACAUGUUUGAAUGACCAAAUAGCCAUGGUCAAACAUAGCGUCGUAGAGACAGGCAUAUUAAAGUCGGCCAUAUUAUAUAACGCCGAUAGAGAGUGUUGGGAUUACAUUGAAAGGGACGGAAGGAUUACGGGUGAACUUAAAUUGGAGUUUUUCAAAGGAUUUAAAGGCAGAUUUUACGACCUUCUUAAAAUAUAUUUGAACACGUUUUCAAUUGAAUUUCACCAGGAUUUACACAUCAUUGAAUUGUUAAUUCCCAUAAUACUGUUCAAUCCUCAUCAGCCAAACAUUAUCAAUAAGAAUAUGGUUGAGUAA